AUGAGAACAGCUCAGAACUGGCUAGGAGAACUACCAGAAAAUCAGCGACGUCGUCGUCACAGAUUGGACGGGUCACGGUCAAGAGGCGAUUGCAGUCUUACUGCACAAUCUGUGAAUAACCAUAUAGUCCAAGAGGUUCAGUUACAAAACAGAUCUUUGUGCUUAAAGCAAAUUAUUGGCGAGCUAGAACAAGACUUCAAGACAAGACCAUCACUUGAGUUACAACAAAAUCGUUUCAGCAGAAGUUUACCAAACAUUUGUGACUUACGUUUGACUGAAGUAGCACUUCAGAAUGCUACAGCAUACAAGCAAAACAGUCAACCAUUGACACUUUCGAAUUCAUUUCCAGCAAUAGAAAGAAUCUUGAAGGAGAAAAUAAAUUAUUCGCGAUGGAAAUGGAGGCAUUAUACAGAGCCAAAGAUAUAUAACCAAAUGUGGCGAUCGUUAGGCAAAGAUGUCCAUGAACGUGAUAGGAAUAGCAAGCGAGAGAAAGCACUCUGUAGCGGUCUUGCCACGCACAGCAACGAACACAGGAAACGACAACAGUCAGAAAACAAACCGAAUCUGUCCACACAGAUAUCAAGGCCAGAAGGAAAAUCAAACAAAAGCUCUUGGCAUAGGUCGAAACGUCACGUACUACCAAGAAUUCUGUUAACUGACUGA
Molecule: messenger RNA, 663 nt
Organism: Pocillopora meandrina
Lineage: Eukaryota; Metazoa; Cnidaria; Anthozoa; Scleractinia; Pocilloporidae
Source: the annotation of a GenBank genome assembly